AUGAGUUCGAUAAGGGGAACUGGUAAUUCAGUGGAAGAUGUAUUAAAGGCAACAUUGGAGUACUUGCAGGAUAAUCCAAAUGUCUCAUGUUUCUCAGAGAAUCGGGCAACUGCUUUGAAGACCUUGAGAACUAAGCCUAUGAUAAUCCUAGAGGAAAGCAUAAUGCUUAAGGCUAACUUCAAAAGUAUUGGUUUAGUUUUUGGAGAGUAA
Arabis nemorensis is the source of this 210-nucleotide messenger RNA. NCBI's taxonomy places the organism in Eukaryota, Viridiplantae, Streptophyta, Magnoliopsida, Brassicales, Brassicaceae. The record is from the annotation of a GenBank genome assembly.